Molecule: messenger RNA, 3095 nt
Organism: Planococcus citri (citrus mealybug)
Lineage: Eukaryota; Metazoa; Arthropoda; Insecta; Hemiptera; Pseudococcidae
Exons: 3
Coding region: 283-1527 (414 amino acids)
Source: RefSeq, a predicted model, not a curated record
UUGUUUAAUCGUUGAACUGAUAAACUGAUAACCCUUUUUGCAAUUGAAAUUACCUACCUACGUACUUAAUUGCAUAUCUCAUCUUGAAAGCCACGUGUAUCGUGUUUCACGCUAUUUACCUGACAAUAAAAAUAUUAUUUUCAAAUGGAUGGUACGAUGUUUUGAGAUUAUAUCGAAGUUGCAUUGAAAGUGAAAAACGGUAUUUUUCCAUCAUGAAAAUUUCGAUCGUUCUUCUACAUCUUUUGUGGUUCCAGUGCAGCUUUUGGUCCGGAAAUUCAUUUAAUGGUAUACUCUGAUUUUUCAGGCUUCGAUUUGUUUUCAUAUUCAUCCACUGGAAAUGAAACGAUUUCUCUGAGCAACGUUAAGGAAAUCAACUCCAUGCUGAAAAAAAUCAUGAUCUAUUUUAAAAAUUCAAAUGCAUCAACAACGUCGUUACCAAUACCAGAUCCAUUCCAUCGUCCAGAUCACGAAUAUGGAGCAAUUAAAACUACCAACGUAACCGUUUGGGGUUUUUCGAAUUUGAAAAUAAACAACUUGACUUCCGAUUUGGUGGCGAUGAAGAUAAGCUUCGAUUUAUACUUACCAAAACUGGUCGAAACCGGACGUUACCUAUGCUGCGGCCACUUGUUCCAGCGUUCUGGGAAAUUUUCCUUAAACAUUAAAAAUGCUCAUUGGCAUUGUCACGGUGCCUUGAAAAUCACCGACUCGGGUCGCUUAGCUGUAUCAAAAAUCGAACUCGACUUGAAGCAUCGAGAUGAAAUAAAACCGUACGUAGAAGACGCUGGUCUCAUCAGUAUCCUGGUGAACAAUUUCGGCGACGUAAUAUUCGAAAGUAUAAAAUCAUACAUUCUAUCGGUAAUUAACGCAAAUAUUGAAAACUACGCUAACGAACAACUGAAACAUAUGAAAAUCAUGCUUCCUAAUUCUAUACCACCCAUUGACACAUUUACCAUCGAAGCUCGCAAGUUUGUGAAAAAAUCCCUAAACGAUCCGUAUCCUAUAUCGGAUUUCCUUUACACUAGCGAUGUACUCUUGGUCGAAGUUUCGCAGAUUUACAUCAACGGAAUAUCAUCUUUUUAUAGAACUGGAAAUAUUAACGUGUCGUUGGAAAAUAACAACGCAUUGCGUGUGAUUCUGAAUUUUGGUACUGGUCAGUUGAAAGGCGAUUGCUUAUGGGAAAUUGGAAUAUUAGGUCUGUACUCGAAAUAUGGAAGUGCGUUUUUCGACGUUGAUUACGUUAAUGUUUUUUUGAAUGUAAAGCAGUCUUUAGAUUUAUCCAAAGCACCUGUCAUCACUGAUAUGAAUGUUAAAGUGGGUAACAUCCAGUUAAUUUUAAAUGGAGGAAGUUUAUUCGAAUAUUCUGUCGAAUUCGCUGUAAAUUUAAUUAGCAAUUGGUUACGUAAUCAGAUUGUCAAACUGUUCAAGACUGAGAUAAUAGUCGAGGUUCAAGAAAUGGUCAACAAAAUCAACAUGGAGGAUAUUAUUUUCAAGUAUUUAAUUUCCGAGAGACCGAUGGCACCUAAAUGACUACCUACAUUCUGCAUCUAACCGCUUUGAACAUUUUUGUAUCAUACGAGUAGAUAGGUAGCGUUUCGAAGCAUUAUUCUAAAAGCUAUAUCUAUAUACUCUUAGUCUCCCGAUAGAUGACGUUGGUGAGCAGCUGCAUCAAAAGCUCUAAAUCAAAGCUACAAAUCUCACAAAUAUCAUACUGGCGAAUUGUAAACGAACCGUACCUUCUAUUUUCCCAUUUUCAAAUCCGAUAUGAUACAUUAUUAUAGGGGAUUCACUUUAAUCACGAUUUAUAUUUUUCACUUUUUCCUUCGCCAGUUUCGUCGUUAAAGUAAAUUUAAAUUUAAAGAGCAAAUUUUAAAUAACUUUCCUAGAUUCGUUUAAUUUCAACGAAUACCUGAGGUGAGGGAAAUUUAUAUCUGCAGUUUGAUAGAUUGCUGUAACAUGUAACCUCUUCGGUAGAUAGUAGUAAAUGUUUAGAAAGUUAGUGUACAAGUUUACGUGAUUAAUUUUUUGAAGAGAAUUUCCAACCCAUGUUCGCGUCGAGUUUAUCUUGCAAAAUAUUUUGAAAGUUCAAAAACCACGAGAUCGAUUGCUCGUUAAGAUUUUUUUUUUUCGUAAAAUGGUUCACAGCUCGGGAAUCUGAAGUCAAUAGAAAUACGUUUCAAAAUAUAUAAUUAGGCAUAUAUCAAACUGGCAACUGGUGAUUUUUUUUACUUUUUUUAUUUUUUUCUGCGGUUUUAUUGUAAGUUGAGCUACCAAAGCAUUAACAUAAAGACAAACCAAUGUAAACGAUAUUUCUGUAUUUCUGUUAAAACAUUCGAUUUUAUUGCUGAAUUAAAACUUGAAUGCUUACUGAAAAAUUAAAAAAUAUUUUUACAAUUUAUAAUCUUCUUAAAUUGUAUAAUUAAGUACCUAAGUAUACAAAGUAGGAAAUUACAGAAAUAAAUAGGUCUACCCAAGUUCUUUUGCCAUUAUUUUUGUUUCUUUUUCUGUUGAGAUGUUCAUGACGUCUCUUCUAAAUUUGUAAUUCCAGAAGUUUCCAUUUUUGUUCUUUCUUGCUCUCCUUCCUGCAAUUUGAUGCCUGUGGGUAGAUAUUUAAAAUAAUUUCGUGAGAAACGUUACCAUAUCAUGUCAAGCUGAGUGAGCAAAUAAAACAAUAAGUGAAAUAAUUUUCAUUAAAAAUGAAAGAAAAUAUUAAAGAAAAGAAAACUCGACUCUGAAAUCACCCUGAACUUUCAUACCAAUCUUUCAACUUUGUUUCGAAAUGACGUUUCUAUGUUUUCAAGGCAAAACUUGCCAAAUUUUCGCUACAAAUUUUGUCCAUUUGCGAGUGUCUGUUGAAAACCUUUCACAUGUUAAAUGAGAAUAAAAAAAUUACUACUUUGCAAGUUCCUUUACGCUUCUAGAAGAAAAAAAAAUCACAAUGGAUGCUAUUCUUAUUUAAAUUUAUUCGAGAAUUUGAUUAUUUUAAAUAUUGCCUGCGUUAUAACGAGUUAUGCAACUUUUUCGUCAUUUGUGUUCUGUUCGUUACCAGGAUUUUGUAUUAAUCAACGUUAAUUAUCUAAUUAGAUUAUUGGCCCGGA